GGUGCAUUCUUUCACAUGUAUACAUUUGUAAAAUGUGUUUUGCUUCAAUCAAAAUUCAUACCAUUCACAAAAGAAGAAAGCUGUUUAGUUUCUGUUUGAAAGUGUUUUCAUGUAUUAAUUACACGGGCAUCUGGCUGCCAUUUAGUAAAAGAUCUGUACUGUAAUGGAAACAAAAUCCAUGUGCACUGUACAUAUCUUAAACUAUGAUAAGGAAGUUGCUUGGUAAUAAAUGAUGCAGAAAGGGGACUUUGGCAGCAGUGACUUUCUGUGUACCAAGUGUUCUGGUAGAGAAAACAGUAAUGUGAGUGAGGGUGCAUUUUUGCCUGUUUCACUCAUCACUAGCCCUCAUCUUUUAGCUUGUGGAUGAUGUUGCCACAAUUUGACUUCAUGCAGCCUCUUUGUGAUGAGUUUGAUUAGAGUUCUUGGGUCACCCAACAACUAUUUUCUUUUCUCAGCCUUUUGCAUCUUGAUAGUCAAAAUUUUAAUAGUGUUUUGAUCACUUCUCUUAGGACUUAUUUUCCAAAGGUGUGUAGAAACAAAAGGCUUCUCUUAUGGUUCCCAUCCCUAAUACAUUCCCUAGGAUGGGCACAUAUGCUUUUGACCAUUUAAAAUUACCUAUAUCGUCAUUAAAUAAUUCAAGUUGAUCAGCUAAAAUAACUGUAAUGAGAUUUUGAGGAAAUGAAACAAAAAAAAAUAUGCAAACACCCUCAUAUUCUCAUUUUGUAUUUUUCAGCAUACAACAUGUAUAUGGGGCUCAGCAUCCUCCUUUUGAUCCUCUGCUGCAUGCAAAUUUAAUUAAAACAGGCAGCAAGCAACAGACAACACCAGUGAAACCAAAGAAAGCAACAACCUUUCAGGAGUUUGAAAGUAUCACUAGUGAUGCAUGGGAUGUUGGAGAUGAUGAUGAUGAUGAGCUUUUGGCAAUGGCUGCACAAAACCUAAAUAUAGAAGUUGUAAUGGAAACAGCAAAUAAAGUAAUUGAGAAUCACAGUAAGUUGCAGGAACAGCAGAAACGUCAAGAGCAGCAUUUUGCUAAAGAGAAAGAAGAUGAACAUUUGGAUGAGGAAGUAGAGGAAAAGGAAGAUGCACCACAGCUUUUACUUCAUGCAUCUCCAAAUCUUUUCAGUGAAGGCAGAAUGGUGAAGUCAUUCAGUGAAGCUCACAUAGGUUCAGCAAAAGAUACAGUAAGUGAGAAAACAGCUCUUCAAAGGCAACAGUCUCUUCCGCACAGGCCUGUAAUUCCUUUAGUGGCUAGAAUUGCAGACCAGAAUACAUCAGGGACUCCAGUAAUAACUGAAAGAGAAGCUUCUCGGUUAGAAAAGUUCACACAGCUGCUGGCAGGACCCAACACUGAUACAGAAGAGUUGCGGAAGCUAAGCUGGUCAGGGAUACCAAGACAAGUUCGAGCAAUAACGUGGAAGAUUCUUUCAGGCUAUCUUCCAGCCAAUGUUGAAAGAAGAGAAAGCACACUGCAGAGAAAGCGGAAAGAAUAUUUUGGGUUUAUUGAGCAGUAUUAUGACUCAAGAAAUGAUGAACAUCAUCAGGACACAUACAGACAGAUUCACAUAGAUAUUCCUCGUAUGAAUCCUGAGAGUUUAAUACUACAGCCAAAAGUAACAGAGAUUCACAUUGACAUUCCAAGAACUAAUCCUCUUAUUCCUCUCUUUCAACAAGCUUCUGUGCAAGAGAUCUUUGAACGUAUCCUGUUCAUUUGGGCUAUUCGACAUCCUGCCAGUGGAUAUGUCCAAGGAAUAAAUGAUUUGGUUACACCUUUCUUUGUUGUUUAUGUAUUUGAAUAUAUCGAGGAUGAAGUGGAAAAUUUUGAUGUUUCCAGUCUGCCUGAAGAAGCUCUGCGGAACAUUGAAGCUGACAGUUUCUGGUGCAUGAGCAAGUUGCUUGAUGGCAUUCAGGACAACUAUACCUUUGCUCAGCCUGGAAUUCAAAGGAAAGUCAAAGCUUUGGAAGAACUUGUUAGUCGGAUCGAUGAUCAAGUGCAUAAGCAUUUACAUCACUAUGAAGUAGAAUACCUACAGUUUGCUUUCCGCUGGAUGAAUAAUCUCCUUAUGAGGGAACUUCCUUUAAGAUGCACCAUUAGACUGUGGGACACAUAUCAGGUAAGCAGUUUGUUUGAUUUACUAUUGCAUAGUUUUUCCUGA
Polypterus senegalus (gray bichir) is the source of this 2156-nucleotide messenger RNA. RefSeq names its product TBC1 domain family, member 22a (gene tbc1d22a). Bases 696 to 2156 code for a protein of 486 amino acids. The record is from RefSeq and is a predicted model, not a curated record. Gene Ontology annotation, molecular function: GTPase activator activity. Lineage: Eukaryota; Metazoa; Chordata; Cladistia; Polypteriformes; Polypteridae. Gene Ontology annotation, biological process: activation of GTPase activity. The transcript is spliced from 11 exons.